This is a messenger RNA of Lachnellula hyalina, 2445 nucleotides long. Its product is annotated as Quinic acid utilization activator. Gene Ontology annotation, biological process: DNA-templated transcription; regulation of DNA-templated transcription. NCBI's taxonomy places the organism in Eukaryota, Fungi, Ascomycota, Leotiomycetes, Helotiales, Lachnaceae. The transcript has 4 exons. Gene Ontology annotation, molecular function: DNA binding; DNA-binding transcription factor activity, RNA polymerase II-specific; zinc ion binding. The record is from RefSeq and is a predicted model, not a curated record. The annotation marks the transcript as partial.
UUUCCCCUCCCCUCGCCUCCCCUCCCUUCCCCUCCACCACUAUCCCAUCCCAUCUAUCCCUAUUCUAUCAUACAUCCGACCGACCGCCCGCCCACCAUUCUCCCGACUUCUCGCCGACGACAUCGCCGUUGUUUACACGCUGCUCAAUCAAAACACGCGGUACCGAUGUCUGCCUUCACCCCACCCGACAACAGCUAUCCCACCCAUCCAAACAUCAACGGUCCAGGGGGUUCUUCAGCCAGUGGUAAUGAGGGGUUGCCCAUUCAUCAUCAGCAGCAUCAACAUCAACACCAGCAGCAGCAGCAGCAGCAGCAACAGCAACAGCAGCAACACCAUGGCCUCCUCCCACUCCCAUACACUUACGAUGGCCAACCCCAGCAUCAACCUCAGCAGCACCCGCAUCCAAUGCAACUGCAGUACGGGAACAACAAUGGACACAUGAAUGGCCAUGGUCAUGUAGAUGAUGACGGUCAGCAGAUGGCGCAAGCACAAGCUGCUGGGUCUGGCGCAAGCACUGGUGGAGAAGGACCAAAGGGCAAUCGUUUGCGCAAAGCAUGCGACUCUUGCAGUAUCCGCAAAGUUAAGUGCGACGAAGCUGGCCCACCAUGCAAAGCCUGCGCUGCCCUCGACAUCCCAUGCACCUUCGACCGUCCCAGCCGACGUCGAGGGCCUCCCAAUCGCCAUGCUGAAGCUAUCAAGAAGCGCAGACUCGAUUCCCCUUCGAUGACCGGCGGCCCUUUCUCCUCUCCUACAUCCCCCAAUAAUGUUGCUGCGACACUCGCAUCCUUCUCUUCGCACGCCGUCCUCAAUGCCGAAUCCAUAUGCCCCUUCUCCACCCUCGAACUUCUUGUCGACGACUACUUCACCUACAUACAUCCUCUUGUUCCAUUCCCCCACGAACCGUCAUUCAGAGCAGCAUUCAAGGCAAGAGAAGACCUGAACAACCCACCUUUCUUGUCGUUAUUGGCAGCCAUGAUUGGAUCGUUGGUCGCAUCGUUUCCCCGGAACCCAAGAAUACAUCUCAAGGCACAGCAUCGCGAGAACUUGUUUCCCAACUCAAUCAGCCUGAUCGAACGUUGUCACAAGGUCGCCGUUGAAUCUCGAGGCGCGGGGUACCUAGACAAGCAGCUCAAUGUCUACGAUGCAGCUACGAGCUACUUGCUUGGUCUGUCACAUGCAUACACUCUCAAAUGGACGAGCUGCAGGCUGUAUUUCGGAGAGACUUUAACCAUCCUGAGGGUAGUGGGUGCCCAUAAGGUCCAGAAUAAUCUGUCUAUUGGUGCUCUGCCAACAGCGUUCGGUGCAGGUCCAGAGAGUGGAUUCGAGGAACUCCCCCAAGCAGUCGACUACGUCAAGCAGGAGAUCGGUAGGAGGAUAUUUUGGAUCAUGUUUCUCGCUGUCAGAUCAAUGCAGCAGCUUGGGGCUAGCUUCGGUGAACUUCUAAUUCCUCCCCCUACUCCUAAUGAACCGUACCCUCCAUACCCGGUUGAAGUCGACGACGAAUACAUCUAUCUCGAGAGGAUUGAUCAACAACCUGCCGGUAUUGUAUCAAAGCUCACGGGUUUCAACCUAGCUUGUGAAAUUUACAUGACAGUUACACCACUAGCUACAAUGGAGAUGGCGUAUGGUAUUGACGAGGUGUUUGAUUUCAACAGACAGAAGAAAAUAUUGGAAGAGUGCUUGCGAUCGGCUAAGAAGAUCCUGGUUGGCGUCCCCAAAGAGCUGGUGUUGAUGCAACCGAAUGCCUCGGGUGAUGGCUUCAGUAUUCCUGAGCGCCGAUACUUCCCACCUACCCAUGAAUACCCCGGAAUUAGGUCAAACGGUGUCGAAGCAUUACCAUGGCAACAAGAUGCCUCUGAUGCACGGAGACAGCUUCAGUACGAGAUUCAGAAAGCCAACAUAUAUGCCAGUCAAUUGGGCACUCGUUCCUAUAUUGUUGAGAAAUACUUGAAUCUUCACGAAACCCAUGACCGCAUGAAAGAGACUUCCAGCACUUCACCAUCGGUUGCCAAUUUUCCCAGUACAAUGGCCACUGGCUUGGACGGUAUGCUUCCAAAGCAAUCCCCAGGCAGCAAUUACGACAGAACGGAAUCGGUUGUAGCAGCUGAGCGAGAGAAUAUUGUAAAGGACUUGCUGCAGGUUCUGGGGGCUAUCAGCCAGGUCAAUAUGGAGCCAAAUGGUGGCAGCUUUAUCAACAAAAUCCGUCAGAUUGCAUCAACCCUGAUCGAUACUCCACAGAACCGCAAGGGUCCGCUCGCGGUGAAGACCGAAGAUUAUUUGGGCAAAUUUCUCGAAGUUUUGAUGAAGCUAGAACGAAUCAGUCCCGCGAUCAAGACUGAGUCUGGUGAUGUCGACGAGGAAGAAGAGCUGCGUAAUUGGGCGGAUCUGCGGGAGGCUCAAAUGCAAUUCAUGCAAGCUGGAGGAUUCAUGAACGCGAUUGGCUAA